AAAUGUCUUCAAUGAGUGUUGAAUAUGACUACCUCUUCAAACUGCUGCUCAUUGGUGACAGUGGAGUUGGCAAGUCCUGUCUACUACUAAGAUUUGCAGAUGACACUUACACAGAGUCUUACAUAAGCACCAUAGGAGUAGAUUUUAAAAUCCGCACCAUAGACCUCAAUGGCAAGGUGAUCAAACUGCAAAUCUGGGACACAGCUGGGCAAGAACGUUUCCGUACAAUCACCUCUUCAUACUACCGGGGCGCCCACGGCAUCAUUGUGGUUUAUGACACAACUGACCAGGAAUCGUUCAACAACCUAAAGCAGUGGCUGCAGGAGAUCGACCGCCACGCCUGCGAGAAUGUUAACAAGUUGCUGGUGGGCAACAAAUGUGACCUCACCCACAAAAAAGUUGUCGACUACCCAACUGCCAAGGAAUAUGCAGACUCACUGGGCAUCCCUAUCCUGGAGACGUCAGCAAAGAAUGCUACCAACGUGGAGCAGGCAUUCUUGACGAUGGCCGCUGAGAUCAAACAGCGCAUGGGCCCUCCGUCGGGAGCUGCUGCAGCCACCGCCCCUGGCGUCAAGAUCACCUCCGUCCCUGCCGCCGAGAAGAGCGGCUCUGGCAGCUGCUGCUGAGCAUGAAAUCACGUGUGAGGCGAGAGGAUGAGAUGAAGCAACACCGUACCAUGAUGCAUCAUCACCACCACCACCAACAGAUGCACUACUGACAUGACGCACAUCAUGAAUAUCUUCAUCCUGGUCACGCCUCUCAGGCUUGAGUGCUCGCGGUGGCCUGUGAUUCGCUUACUGCGCGGCAAAACUCGCAAAGAUUUGGAUUUAACUUAGUCUCCGUUACGCGUUUUUUUCUGUAAAUGCAUUUCGUGCAGCAGUUUAGUUCUAUACAUUUCUCCAGCCUCGUGUAUUCUUUAGAGAGAAACUUACGGAAGUACUUCUAACCAGGGAAGAUUUUUCGAGUGAAGUUUUUACCAAUGCCGUAUGGGCAAAACUGAGUUGGCUGGAUACCUCCUUGUUGCGAUAAGGUUCAGCUCUACAUUCCAUGAUGUAGAGUGAGAGUUGUGUGGGACGUCGAAUUAAGUGGGAUGCAUACUCAUUGAAACUCUAGCCCAUGCAUGGAAAUUUACGUGACCAGGUUUAGAGGGAUAGCCUUUGUCCGGGUCGCGCCCUGAGAAUGACGCUUCAAUACCGUUAAAUAUUUUUUUUUUGUCGUACCCACAUUUAUCAUGCAAUACAAUUUUAGACAUCAACUUAUUUGCUGAAUAACUUGAGUCAAGAUCGCGAUUUUGAAGCCUGUUUGGCGUUAUAGGUUUAUUUGUGAAAUUUUAUUUUUAUUGUAUUUUAGCCCAACGUAAAACUUGUUCAUUUGAAGUAAUAAUUUAUUUUGGGGAAAUAACCUUUUACCGUUUAAUUGCAAUCCCAGUUAACAUUUACGUCUGGUAGUUAUACAGAAUUUUUGUUCAUUAUUUGCCCUAAAGCUUGCCUGGGACCCUGGCUUGGUAGCAUGACAACGCGACGAAGCUAGUUAAAUUAUUCGGAGCACUUGUACCGAGUGAUUGUCAUUGGGGUAAGUAGUGUCGAGGUCGUGCCAUGGGUUCGACCACAAGCUACAACGAAGGCAGGGUUCUCUUAGCGUUUAUCUCUGUAGUGUUAUUUUGGUUGUUAUUUGUUUUCAUUUCAUCUGAUAACUUAGAGACUCGUUGCUUGAUGUGGCUUCUCUCGCAUAGCCUGCAAUAACCUUUUUAUGUGAAAAGCCUCGAUUUCAGACCAUGCUUAAAUCUUUCUCCAAAUGAACCAUUGUUUUUGGUGCAGAUGUGAGCAUUGGUUGUUCAAUCACUUGCAGAUUGAAUCGUUGUAAGAAAAUGAGCUCAUAAGUUUGUAUAAAAUAAUCACUGGAACAGGAAGGUCCGUGUAGUUGCACGCACACUUUCAUUUCUCUGUGCACAUUUCAGAUACAAUGAUCACUAUCGGGAUAUAAACCUGAUGCGAAACUGGCUCGUCUGCACUGACGGCUUACGUUCUCUUCUGAUGUUCUAAGCUGCGUUUGUAACCUGACAGUCCAUUUGUAUUUAGAGCCUCAUUUGAAAUCUAUCUGGGAUCAAAGAUUGUCCUGAACCCUCCAGGACGGUGUUUUUGCACUUUGCAUUCAAGUUGCCUUCUUAUUUCACUCGUGAAUUGCGUGAGGUGUCAGAGCGUUCUAUCCCUUGAGAGGACGAAGAGAAGUGAGCGUAUUUGACGUCUCCCAUACUCAUGGCCAUAAACACCUCGGCGCCAUUAUGUAUUUGUCUGGUGUUCAUUAUCCCCUGCAUUGACUCAAUAACGCAAUGUUUUGAUACAAUUUUUGGCUUCGUUAUCAUAGGUGACAUUAGCUUGGAACUACUGAUCAAUGUUUUCGGUAACAAACAAGGUGGCUGUUGAUAUCUCCGAGGUUGUAUGUGAACAUUGUGCUUCUGAAGAACCUUCAAAAAUGUUGAAGCGAGGUUUUUAAGUUCAUUGAGAACUGCAAUGUUCACCAACGACUUGCGAGCUGGGACCUGAGGGGUUUUAUUUGUCUAGCAGUCGGUGGUGGAAGCCCGUCUGCCACAUCCCAAAUUCUCUGUUCUCAAACACCCUCAUGAAUAAUCCCAAAUUUAGGAAUAUUUUCUUCUUAUAUGGAACUGUGUUUUGUAGCCGUACGACUAUUUUAUUGCCGUGUUUUUGUUUGCCGAGGAGUGUUGAUAGGUAGGCAGGAUCAUUUUCAUGUCUGGCAUUCCUUAUCGCGUUAUAUCAGUAUUGGUUUAUUGGCCACUCCGCUUUCCAUGAAAUUCUCCCGUCAGUGCGAGCAAAUGCCGCAACUCGCGAAAUAAAUCCUAUCGUACGUCCGCUAGCUAGAACUGUUAUCCAUGCGAACUGGUCUGGCCAUUCUUAAUCUGCUCUUUAUGACUGGUUUGGCCAUUCUAAACAUCCUAUGACUGGUCAGGUCGGUCUAAACUUCUCUUCUUCUAUGGUCUAGCCUGUUUCACGCUGCUAGUUUAACUUUACUGGCGAUCACUCGACCCUUUAUGAGCUGGCCUACAGGCGGAUGAGUACUCGUCGUAGAUUUGUGAUCUCUGCAGUAAUUCUUUGGCAUCUGAACGUAAGCAGUGGAAUUUAUGCUGAUAAUUCGGUGCCAACAAUUAUUGCGAUGAUUGCAGCUCUGUAUUUUCAUCGUGAGUCUUGGUUUUUUUCCCCGAACGGACGAGCUUGUGGGAAAAUUUUAUGGAAAAUGGUUGAAGAUCAUCUAUGUUGUGUUGCUAGGCUCUGCAGAGCUUGUAUACACAAAGGCCGUGUCUAGAGCUGAUGCACUUCUGAAGCGAUACUAAAUUUUCUUUCUUCUUAUCGAUCGAUUUCCUUAGCACUAAUAAUUUAUAGAAAAAAAGAAUUGUAAUCUAUUAGUCCAUCGUAUUGUAGGUCAAGAACAUAUUAUUAAU
This is a messenger RNA of Hyalella azteca, 3454 nucleotides long. RefSeq names its product ras-related protein Rab-1A (gene Rab1). The transcript has 7 exons. NCBI's taxonomy places the organism in Eukaryota, Metazoa, Arthropoda, Malacostraca, Amphipoda, Hyalellidae. Bases 3 to 626 code for a protein of 207 amino acids. The record is from RefSeq and is a predicted model, not a curated record. Gene Ontology annotation, molecular function: GTPase activity; GTP binding.